CCUGAACGACCUCUUCCGUGACUUUGACGUCUUCGCCUCCUCUCUCUAGCAGCAGCCUCGCCACUUCUUCAUCAAACUUACCGGCAAUGAUCUUAACCAACUGCGCCGUAACCUCAAUCUUGGCUCGUCCGUCAAGCAGCAGCUUCAUCACCUCCCCGGACUGCAUAUUCGCCGCUGCCGCCUGGACGACCUCUUCUGUGAUCUCAGCUUCCUUUCCAAGCUGGCCAAGUAGCAAGCCAAGAACUGUGAACGCCCUGUCGCGAUUGAGCUCGAGUUCCGCUCUUGGACUCCCGUCCCUUUGCUCGCAAAGCUCCGCUGCUACGUGGCAUUGGCCGGCCACAGCGACUCGUACCGUUUCCAUUGUGACUGCUGUUCGUGCAGCGUUGCAGAUCGCCCUCAUGGAGCAAGCCACCCAGGCCGCCAAAAAGAUGGCCAACCGAAUGACCAUCAUUCUGCGGCACAGCCAGCUUCACCGUUUUCCUGAAACGGAGUGUCGAAGGUUUUUGGCCGCUUCGGAAGGCUCGCAGACGGUUCUUCAUCUUCCCGAGCAGGUGAGUAGCGUCACGUGUGGCAUCGGGCUCUCAGGGCGGGUAAAGGACUCGCUGUCGCUUUCGGGAGAGGGGAAAGGGUGAACUGGGAUCAGAAAAAUAUUUGCGGAAAGUGACCCACUGGUCGUCACCGAACCCGAAGACCCGCUCGCGCAUGGGCUCCGGAAUCCGGGAUGCUAACCUAGGAGCACACCCCCUUUUCCAAGCGGUCCGGUUUUCCGCACCAAAGUUUGUCCCCCCGAGCCGCAGCGGCAUCUUGUGGUGCCAGCAGUGGCAAAGACCGGAGAUCGGCAGUUGGCCUGUCCGAUAGCCACGCAUUCAGGUGAUGGUUUGUGUCGAUACCAUUAAGGCUAAGCGUAUAUCACAGAUACAUAGCUUCAUGAGUUGCCGA
Molecule: messenger RNA, 939 nt
Organism: Chaetomium strumarium
Lineage: Eukaryota; Fungi; Ascomycota; Sordariomycetes; Sordariales; Chaetomiaceae
Exons: 2
Coding region: 87-632 (181 amino acids)
Source: RefSeq, a predicted model, not a curated record